Molecule: messenger RNA, 2588 nt
Organism: Durusdinium trenchii
Lineage: Eukaryota; Dinophyceae; Suessiales; Symbiodiniaceae
Source: the annotation of a GenBank genome assembly
GGCUCAACAGGAUCACUGCUUUUGAACUCGCGGCUGGCACCGGCCGGCUUUGGGCAUCAUGAUGGGGCGAGUUCAAAUCAAAGAAGGGGAGAUGACGAAGACAAUCUACUCCCACAUCAUGGAGCAGAAAUAUGACAAAGCGGUAAAAAUCUUGACUCAGCAGCUGCAGUUCUUCCCGGAGAGUCGCUGUGCUUUGUCCCUGCUGGGCUAUUGUUACUACCACAUGCAGGACUUUGCAAAUGCGGCAGACACCUACGGGCAGCUGGUGCAAGUAGUGCCGGACGUCGAUGAGUACAAGAUCUACCAUGUGCAGAGUCUGAUCAAGGCCGGCUUGUAUGAAGAGGCAUCACAGGCCUGCACUGGAGUGGAAUCUCCAGAGUACACAGAGAGAGUGCUGAUGCUCCAGGUGGGUGGGGAUCUUGAUGAUGAGAAAUGUGAUGGCCCUUUGAAAGGAGUCCUUUAUGGCUCUUAGGGGCGAUCUUGUUCAGCGAUUUGUGACACUUGUGGCACACCCCCUUGAGGCAACUAUUUCCUACGAGCAGGAGGAGACACAACUCGCCCGCAGCAUUUUGGAUCAAUGCCACCCUGGGUCUGAAGAGAGACAAGUCUUUGAAGGUGCACUUCUUUGGAAAGAGAAGAGGUACACUGAAGCUAUGAAGCUCUUCAAUGAUGCGACCCAAACCACAGGCUACCAAGCCAGCCUUGCGUACAAUGUGGCUUUGUGCUACUACAGCUCCAAGCAGUACGGGCCAGCCUUGAAACACAUCGCUGAGAUCAUUGAGCGGGGCGUACGGGAUCAUCCAGAGUUGAGUGUGGGAGCCUUGUCCGAAGGUGACUUGAAAGCGCGGAGCGUAGGCAACACCUCAGUCCUCAGGGAGACUGCCUUGAUCGAAGCCUUCAAUCUGAAAUCGGCAAUUGAGUACAUGACGAAGAACAUGGAAGCCGCGAAGGACGCGCUGGCGGACAUGCCCCCGCGUGAUGAAUCGGAGCUGGAUCCUGUGACCUUGCACAAUCAGGCGUUGAUCGAAAUGGACGAAAAGCCUACCGAAGGUUUCAGAAAGCUGAACUUCCUGCUGAACCAGCAGCCUUCUCCGCCAGAAACUUUUGUCAACUUGCUCCUGCUUUAUUGCAAGUACAGCUACUACGACCUUGCAGCCGACAUCCUUGCAGAAAAUGCCGAGCUGACAUACAAGAACAUGAAGCCCGAAGACUAUGAGUUCUUGGACGCUCUCAUCUUGGGCCAGUCCUCGCCAGAGGAGGCAUACCGGCGCUUCGAUGAGCUUUCUGCGAAGCAUGUAGAGAUGCUCCGGAAAGGCACCAAGAACAUUCAGGAUGCUCGUAGACAACGUGACCAGGGACUUGUGAAGAAGUACCUGUCGGAGUUUGAUGAAGCUUUGGCCAAGUACAUCCCUGUGCUGAUGGGUCAAGCCAAAAUCUAUUGGGAGCUUGAGAACUAUUCCAUGGUAGAGAAGAUUUUUCGACAGUCUGCCGAGUUUUGUAGCGAAGACGAGUCCUGGAAGUUGAAUGUUGCCCACAUUUUCUUCAUGCAGGAGAAAUUCAAGGAGUGCAUUCGCUACUAUGAACCCUUUGUCCGGAAACACAAUGAUGACUUGCUCAAUGUCACAGCAAUCAUCCUCGCAAACCUUUGCGUGGCAUAUGUUAUGACGUCGGCCAAUGAAGAAGCUGAAGAGCUCAUGCGGCUGGUGGAGAGGGAGGAAGAGAAGGUGAAGGAUCCUACGAAACCCGUCUACCAUCUUUGCAUCAUUAAUCUGGUCAUCGGCACCUUGUAUUGUACCAAAGGCAACUUCGAAUUCGGAAUUAGCAGAAUUAUCAAGUCUUUGGAGCCAUACGACAAAAAGAUUGGGGUAGACACCUGGUACUACGCUAAGAGGUGUAUGCUGGCACUGGCAGAGACCUUGGCCAAGAACAUGGUGGUGCUCAACGAUGAGGUGUUCGAUGAUAUCAUUGCCUUCUUAGAUUCGGCUGAUCAAGUUGGGAAGAACAUUGGGACCACCAUCAACGUUGUCGAGGCGGCCAAUGAGGAUGCCGCAUCCAAGCGGACGGUGAGCCAGGAAGCCCGGAUGAUCAAGCGAUUCUUCCUGAAACUCAGAGACUAAAGAGAAAGGCAAUCAUCGGUAUUGUCAGAACUUCGGCCCUUUUAUGCAGGGUGCAAGAUGUGAGCCUAAUAGGUACAGCCUAGGUAUGUUUGGAGGUCGCGGUAUCGUGCAUGGAUCCGUUUCACACAGUGCAUGUAUUUUACAGGUCUCACUGCAGUAAGGCUAGGAAAUGGACUCGGCGGCUAAUGCGCUCGCUGUGCAUGGCCACAAAAAGGGUCUUUUGCUGUGAUCAAGUGUCGCGUAAUGCAGCGAGUGGUCAUGGUCCUGAUGGUCACCACUCCCUUCUUCCCUGGCCCCUCUUUUGAGCAGACAGGUUUGGCAUUGUAUGUCUAGAAUCAUGGUUACUGCUUCAAGCUGAAGUCGGUUUACAGUUUUCCACGAAGGACGUAUGUAGUUGCGUCAUUCAUCCCAACCCUGCGAGGCGACAGGAGGCCCGGCAGGAGCCACAACCGCAGCCACAACCAGAGCAGC